Schizophyllum commune H4-8 is the source of this 2246-nucleotide messenger RNA. RefSeq lists its product as uncharacterized. Lineage: Eukaryota; Fungi; Basidiomycota; Agaricomycetes; Agaricales; Schizophyllaceae. The transcript has 2 exons. The annotation marks the transcript as partial. The record is from RefSeq and is a predicted model, not a curated record.
GCGGGGGGAGAGCUGGCCGCGGGCGGCGCGGAAGGGGUGAUGCGCAUGCACCGGGUGGUGCUCAGCGCACUACACCGCCGCCUUCGUCUGGAAUACCCACUGCGGCGAAUCGGUCAACUCCCACUUCAACACCACAGCGUCAGCGCGACCAGGAGCGUCAAAACGCUCGCGAGAGGACAAACAUCCUCACAACCCCCGAGCACCGCCGCAUGCCUCCAGCAUCCAUCCUCACGCCCAUCCGCAUCGACGGACGUGAGUACCUACUGGACCGUCCGUCCGCGGAGCGCUUUCGGACAACCGCUCUCGCAGCUCAAGGUCGCGGGCGUGCAGGAGGACGGGAUGGACGGUCCGGUGGACUGAGGCGAGGGAGCACGACCGCGCGACAGGCUUUUCGAACUGGCCAACUCAACACGCCUUCACCAACAUUCCGGCUCCCCUCCCUCCCCUCACCGACAAUCUCCCCUCCCGAGUCCCCCACCGAGCGUCUACGGCGCCGCAGAUCAUCAACGUGGUCAUCGACACCAUCACCUUCACCCUCACCGUCGUCUUCACCGUCGCCCUCACCGUCGCCUUCACUGUCGCCUCCACUAUCACCUCUUCCGUCGCCUUCUCCAGCAUUCCCUGACCCGCUCGAGCUGCGGGAGAACACGCGCGCUCGCGAUGAUCAUUCGGCGCGGUCGCGUUCUCCCUCUGACCAUGGCAGUGUCGUGUCGCGCAAUGAAUCACCUGACCACAACAUGGAUGGUGUCCCGCCACCGCUGCUACGUCGCCUGCCCCUUGCUCGGCGGCCCGUUGCGAACGAGAAUGUGCACCUCUACCUUCCCCUUGACCUCGGGGAGAUGACGGCGAAGUGCACGUUCUGCAACGCUCUGCACUGGCUUGCAGAGCGUCUGAAGAAAUCCCGCAUCAACCUCCCUCAAUUCGGCACCUGCUGCUUGAGCGGAAAAGUGCAGAUUCCGCUUCUCGCUGCCCCUCCCGACGACCUCUACACGCUCUUCUAUGCAGUGUCCGACAGUGGGGCUUCGGAGGUGGACCGGCAGCGCAGUCGGCACUUCCUGCAGAAGGUGCGCAGAUACAAUGCUGCAUUUGCGUUCGCGUCCCUCGGUGUGAGCACAUCCCGCAUCCCGGGCCGUGGAGUGCAGCAGUUCACCAUCCGUGGUGAGCUCUUUCACGAGCUGGGUGCUGUGCUCCCAGGCGAGGAUCCAUCGCGACGGCCGAAGUACGCCCAGCUCUACUUCAUGGCCCCCGAUGAUGCCUGCGAGCAGCGGUACCAGAACAACCUGACGCAUGGGUUGCGCACCGAGAUUCUGCAGAUAAUCCAGGAUGUUCUGCUGCGAUGUAACGGGUACAUUGACAUAUACAAGCUUGCUGUUGAGCGCUUGCGUGACUCUGGCCAAGCUCCGUCCCACUUCGCACGUCUCGACUUCCGACCAGGAUCUGACCAGCGCCGCUACAACUUGCCAACUGCAGCCGAGCUGGCAGUGGUCCUAGAGGACAGCAAGGAUCACAAUGCACGCCGAGACAUUAUGAUUGAGCUGCGCCGUGGUGGGCGCAAACAUCGCAUCUACGACACCCACCCUGCCUACCAGCCCCUUCUCUACGUGCUCCUGUUCCCUCGCGGAGAGCAUGGCUACCACGAAAACAUCCCCUUGACAAACCCUACAACUGGAGAGGCUAUCCCACUCAGGGCCAGGGUAGAGGAGGACGAGGACGAGGAAGGAGCAGAUGAAGGUGAUGAGGAGGGGGCAGGCCACGAUAGCGGAAACAAGCGGGGGAAACAGACCCGUGUUACCCCCAUGGAGUUCUUCGCAUUCCGCCUUCACCGUCGCCUCGAUGAGUCGGACCACAUCUUUCGUGCGAAGAUGCUGUUCCAGCAGUACAUUGUGGACGGGUGGGCACAGACCGAGCAGACACGGCUUCGAUGGGCACGGGGCCAUCAGCCGCAAUUGCGGGCUGACGUCUACCGGGGGUUGGCAGAUGCCGUAUCGAGCAAUGCCGACGUCAAUCCCCAGUCGGUCGGCCAGCGCUGUGUCCUUCCGUCGUCCUUCGUUGGCAGCUGGCGCAACAUGUUCCAACUCUAUCAGGACUCCAUGGCUGUUGCACGAUUCUUUGGUCGUCCUGAUUACUUCUUGACGAUCACCUGCAAUCCUCAGUGGCCUGAGAUCCAGAAGGAGGUUGAGAAGAUGGGGCCUGGAUUUGAUGUUACGGACCGGCCUGAUUUGGUCUCUCGAGUCUUUCGUGAAAAG